GCUCCCCCUGUUCUCAGCUAAGUGGUGUUCUCCGGAGGCUCCAGGUGUACAAGCACUGUGUUCCACUAGUGGAGUCAGGGGACCUGCACUUGAGCAAGGUGUCUGAAAUUAUAGGACUGCUGAUGCUGGAGGCCCGACAGCUGCCAGACCAUGCCUUGGCUGAGCUUGCCAACCUGUUUGUGGAUGUUAUUAAAGGUGGCAACCUGUCCAAUGGAAAAUCCUUGGAGCUGUUUUCCACUGUCCUCACUGCACUGGCCAGUUCGAAGGAGAGCCUGGCUUAUGGAAAAGGUGAACUCAAUGGGGAAGAGUUUAAGAAACAGCUGAUCAAUACCCUCUGCUCCAGCAAGUGGGAUCCUCACUGUGUAAUACAUCUUGCCAACAUGUUCAGGGAUAUUCCACUCUCAGGAGAGGAGCUGCAGUUUGUGGUGGAAAAGAUCCUUAGGAUGUUCUCCAAACUAGACCUGCAGGAAAUUCCCCCUCUGGUCUAUCAGCUGCUGCUGCUUUCUGCAAAGGGCAGUAAGAGGGCUGUUUUGGAAGGAAUCAUCAGUUUUUUCAAUCAGCUGGAUAAGAGACAGAAGGAAGAACAGAAGGUUACACAGUCAGUGGACUUUGAGAUAGCCACAAUGCCCCUGGACCAACUCCGCCACGUGGAAGGCACCGUUAUUCUCCACAUUGUUUCUGUCAUCAACCUGGACCAGGACCUGGGCGAGGAACUAAUCAGACAUCUAAAGACUGAGCAGCAGAAGGACCCUGGUAGAGCUCUGUGUCCCUUCAGCGUGGCUCUUCUGCUAUCGGUUGCAGUAAAACACAGGCUACAAGAGCAGAUAUUUGAUUUCUUGAAAACAUCAAUCACAAGAAGCUGCAAGGACCUGCAGUUCCUUCAGGCCUCCAAGUUUCUGCAGGAUUUGUUUCCCCAACAACAUGAUGUAAGCACUGUAAUUCUGGAAGUGGUGAAAAAUAGUGCAUUUGGCUGGGACCAUGUUACUCAGGGCCUGGUGGAUCUUGGCUUCAGCCUAAUGGAAUCAUAUGAACCAAAAAAGCCCUUUGGAGGAAAAGCUGCUGAUACCACUCAUGGCCUUUCAAAAAUGCCAGCCCAGCAGGCUUGCAAGCUGGGAGCAAGUAUCCUGCUGGAAACAUUUAAGGUUCAUGAGCCCAUCAGAAGUGAUCUUCUUGAGCAAGUCCUGAACAGAGUCCUCACGAAAGCAGCAUCUCCUGUCAGCCACUUCAUAGACUUGCUGUCCAACAUUGUUGUGUCUGCUCCUCUUGUGCUUCAGACUUCAUCCUCCAAAGUCACAGAGACCUUUGACAAUUUGUCCUUUCUGCCCAUCGACACAGUGCAAGGGCUGCUCCGGGCAGUACAGCCUCUGCUCAAAGUCAGCAUGUCAGUGAGGGACUCCCUGAUACUUGUUCUCCAAAAAGCUAUCUUUUCCAGGCAGCUCGAUGCUCGUAAAGCUGCAGUUGCUGGUUUUUUGCUUCUGUUGAGAAAUUUUAAGAUCCUGGGCAGCUUGUCCACUUCCCAGUGCAGCCAGGCCAUUGGUGCCACUCAGGUCCAGGCAGAUGUUCAUGCCUGCUAUAAUUCUGCAGCUAAUGAGGCCUUCUGCCUUGAAAUCCUGGGCAGCCUGAGGCGAUGCUUGAGCCAACAAGCCGAUGUUCGACUGAUGCUAUAUGAGGGUUUUUAUGAUGUCCUUCGCAGGAACUCCCAGCUGGCCAGCUCUGUAAUGGAAACACUCUUGUCCCAGAUAAAGCAAUAUUACUUGCCCCAGCAAGACCUCCUGCCUCCACUGAAACUGGAGGGAUGUAUUAUGGCUCAAGGAGAUCAAAUCUUUCUGCAAGAACCACUGGCCCAUCUGCUCUGCUGUAUCCAACACUGUCUCGCCUGGUAUAAGAGCACUGUGCAUCUAUGCCAAGGAGCUGAGGAGGAGGAGGAGGAGGAGGAGGGAUUUGUGCAAAACUUUGAAGACAUGCUAGAAUCUGUCACACGACGAAUGAUCAAGAGCGAGUUGGAAGACUUUGAACUGGAUAAAUCGGCAGAUUUUUCUCUGUCUUCUGGUGUUGGUGUGAAAAAUAACAUCUAUGCCAUUCAGGUCAUGGGGAUUUGUGAGGUUCUGAUUGAGUACAAUUUCAACGUCGGGAAUUUCAGUAAGAACAAGUUUGAGGAUGUCCUGGGCCUGUUCACAUGUUACAACAAACUCUCUGAAAUCCUGAAGGAGAAAGCUGGAAAGAACAAAUCUACCUCAGGCAACAAAACUGCACGGAGCUUCCUGUCCAUGGGUUUUGUAUCUACUCUGCUCACAGCUCUGUUCAGGGACAGUGCCCAGAGCCAUGAGGAGAGCCUGGCAGUCCUGCGCUCCAGCACAGAGUUCCUGCGCUAUGCUGUCAGUGUCGCUCUGCAGAAGGUGCAGCAGCUGGAGGAGACAGGGCAAACUGAUGGACCAGACGGACAGAAUCCAGAGAAGAUGUUUCAGAACCUCUGCAAAAUCACACAGGUUCUGCUUUGGAGGUACACUUCAAUUCCCACUGUUGUUGAAGAAUCAGGGAAGAAGAAGGGCAAAAGCAUUUCACUUCUGUGCUUGGAAGGUUUGCUGCGGAUCUUCAACACGGUGCAGCAGCUGUACACUGCCAGGAUCCCCCAGUUUCUGCAAGCCCUGGAUAUUACUGAUGGUGACGCAGAAGAAGCGGAUAUUAAUGUCACGGAGAAAGCUUCCUUCCAGAUCCGACAGUUUCAGAGGUCCCUGGUGAACCAGCUCAGCACUGCUGAAGAUGACUUCAAUGCCAAGGAAACACAGUCACUCAUCACAGUUCUCUCCACCUUGUCCAAACUCCUGGAUCCGACUUCACAGCAGUUCCUUCAAUUCCUGACUUGGACAGUCAAAAUUUGCAAGGAAAAUGCUCUUGAGGAUAUUGCUUGCUGCAAGGGUUUGCUGUCUCUGCUCUUCAGUGUCCACGUUCUGUACAAGAGUCCUGUCGGUCUUCUGCGGGAACUCGCACAGGACAUCCACGCUUGCCUGGGAGACAUAGACCAGGACAUAGAAGUAGAGGGUCGGUGCCAUUUUGCCAUAGUGAAUGCCAAGACUGCAGCCCCCACUGUCUGUCUGCUGGUUCUGGGUCAGGUGGAUAAGGUCCUCGAAGAGGUGGAUUGGCUUAUCAAGAAACUCACCAGUUUGGGGCCAGACACAUCAGAAGACACUUCUCAGGCAUCAAACCAAACUCAGGCUCUGGAGAAAGGUGUAAUUCUGCAGCUGGGAACUCUGCUGACAGUCUAUCAUGAGCUGGUACAGACUGCACUCCCAGCAGGGAGCUGUGUGGACACACUGCUGAGAAGCCUCAGCAAGACAUACGCAAUUCUCACCUCCCUCAUCAAACACUAUAUCCAAGCUUGUCGCAACACCUCAAAUACGAUUCCAGGAAGGCUAGAAAAGUUGGUGAAGCUCUCAGGUUCCCAUUUGACCCCACAGUGUUACUCAUUCAUUACUUAUGUACAGAACAUUCACAGUGAGAGCUUAAGCCUUGCUGAAGAGAAGAAAAAGAAGAAGAAAGAGGAUGAAGCUGCUGCAGUCUCCACAGUCAUGGCCAAGGUGCUUCGGGAGACCAAGCCAAUCCCAAACCUGAUUUUUGCAAUAGAGCAAUACGAGAAGUUCCUUAUCCAUCUUUCCAAGAAGUCAAAGGUGAACCUGAUGCAGUACAUGAAGCUAAGCACCUCCCGGGAUUUCCGCAUCAACGCGUCCAUGCUGGACAGUGCCCUGCAGGAGCACAACACAGAGGAUGCUGAGAAUGAGCCAGACAACAACGAGAGCAGCACAGCAGAGCAGACAGAUGAGAACCAGGAACCCAAAAAGAAGAGACAGCGAAAAAAGUAA
Molecule: messenger RNA, 3857 nt
Organism: Acanthisitta chloris (rifleman)
Lineage: Eukaryota; Metazoa; Chordata; Aves; Passeriformes; Acanthisittidae
Gene: FANCI
Product: Fanconi anemia, complementation group I
Biological process (GO): DNA repair
Molecular function (GO): DNA polymerase binding
Source: RefSeq, a predicted model, not a curated record